This is a messenger RNA of Dermatophagoides farinae (American house dust mite), 988 nucleotides long. Its product is annotated as enolase-phosphatase E1. Gene Ontology annotation, molecular function: acireductone synthase activity. The record is from RefSeq and is a predicted model, not a curated record. Lineage: Eukaryota; Metazoa; Arthropoda; Arachnida; Sarcoptiformes; Pyroglyphidae.
UGAAAUGAUUGAUGAUUUAAUUUAAUUUAAAACAUUUUAAUCUAAUCACAAUCUAAUUGGCUGCAUAUCAUAUGAAAGCAAUGUCCGAACAUGGAAACAUAUCACUGCUAGGAAUAUGGUUCAAGUUAAAGUAAAAAAACCAAACGCCGUUUUGUUUGACAUUGCUGGCACUGUGGCCCGCGAAUCAUUUGUCGAAAAGCUAUUGAUACCCUAUUUCAAGGUCGCCUACCGUGUUUACCUCGAAAACAAUUGGUCCAAACCCGAAUGUGCAGAAGCAGUGAAGAAAUUGGCAGAAGCUGCCGAAAAAGAUUCGAAAGCCCCGAAAAUCCAGAUGGGAAGUUCAAAAAAAAACAACAGCCAAAGCAGCGUUAGUAGCUCAUCAAUGAAAAGUCCAAGCACCACUGUUUCGCGAAAUCGAAAAAAGGAUGCCAUCGAACAAGUCUGUCGUUACAUCCAGUACUGUAUGGACAAUGAGAAAGAGACCAAGGCGUAUGCUUUCUUCCGUUUCCAGGUCUGGUUCGAUGGCUAUGACCGCAACAAACUGUCCACACCCGUGUAUUCAGAUGUGGCCAUCACAGUGCAACGAUGGAAGAAUACGAAAGCAAUCAAACUGUACAUACUGUCCAAUGGUUGGGCCGAAGCAAGCCGAAAAUUCAUGUCGAAAACUUCGCAUGGAGAUCUUAACUUGGUCAUCGACGACCACUUUGACACAUCGAUCGGACCACUAUUAAACCCGGAAACAUUCACCAAAGUGGCAGCCAAAAUUGGUCAAAGUCUGGCCGACGUUAUCUUUCUAACGAAAUCGGCCGAACAAGGCAAAGCAGCCAAACAGGCCGGUAUGAAUGUCAUUCUGGUGUUGACACAUGGUCCCGCUGUUGAUCAAGCGUUGGAGAUUUGCCGCGACAUUCCCAUUGCACGAACAUUUACUGACAUUGAAUUUGUCUAGAGUUGCAAUUCAAUUGAUAAAAUGCUCAAUUUAAUCAUCAAA